Messenger RNA from Canis lupus familiaris (dog), 1837 nucleotides. RefSeq names its product kelch domain containing 8A (gene KLHDC8A). The record is from RefSeq and is a predicted model, not a curated record. NCBI's taxonomy places the organism in Eukaryota, Metazoa, Chordata, Mammalia, Carnivora, Canidae. Gene Ontology annotation, molecular function: protein binding. Bases 1 to 1053 code for a protein of 350 amino acids. The transcript has 5 exons.
AUGGAGCUGCCGAGCGUCAAGGACUUCCAGUGGAAGCGCCUGGCGCCGCUGCCCAGCCGCCGGGUCUACUGCUCCCUGCUGGAGAGCGGGGGGCAGGUCUAUGCCAUCGGGGGGUGUGACGACAGCGGCGUCCCCGUGGACUGCUUUGAGGUCUACUCCCCCGAGGCCGACCGGUGGACCGCCCUGCCCCGCCUGCCCACGGCCCGGGCCGGGGUGGCCGCCACCGCCCUGGGGAAGCGGAUCAUGGUGAUCGGGGGUGUGGGCACCAGCCAGCUGCCCCUGAAGGUCGUGGAGAUGUACAACAUCGAUGAGGGCAAGUGGAAGAGGAGGAGCGUGCUGCGCGAGGCCGCCAUGGGCAUCUCGGUCACCGCCAAAGACUACCGAGUGUAUGCGGCAGGCGGGAUGGGCCUGGACCUCCGUCCACACAACCAUCUCCAACACUAUGACAUGCUCAAGGACAUGUGGGUGUCACUAGCACCCAUGCCCACCCCAAGAUACGCUGCAACCUCCUUCCUCCGAGGCUCCAAGAUCUAUGUGCUAGGGGGACGACAGUCCAAGUACGCAGUGAACGCCUUUGAGGUCUUUGACAUCGAGACUCGCUCCUGGACCAAGUUCCCCAACAUCCCCUGCAAGCGGGCCUUCUCCAGCUUUGUGACCUUAGAUGACCGGCUGUACAGCCUGGGAGGCCUGAGGCAGGCUCGGCUCUACCGGCAGCCCAAGUUCCUCCGGACGAUGGACGUGUUCGACAUGGAGCAGGGGGGAUGGCUGAAGAUGGAACGCUCGUUUUUCCUCAAGAAGCGGCGGGCAGACUUUGUGGCCGGCUCUCUGAGUGGACGGGUCAUAGUGGCCGGAGGGCUUGGGAACCAACCCACUGUCCUGGAGACGGCGGAGGCGUUCCAUCCAGGGAAGAACAAAUGGGAGGUCCUACCCCCCAUGCCCACGCCCCGCUGUGCCUGCUCCAGCAUUGUCAUCAAGAACUGCCUCCUGGCUGUGGGGGGUGUGAACCAGGGUCUGAGCGACACAGUGGAAGCCCUGUGUGUCUCUGACUCCUAGCUGUCCCUGGGCCCAGCACCUUUGCCCCGAACCAGAUCACCCCACUCUCGACAAGAGGAAUGGUCGACUCCCAGGAUGCCAGCUCCUGCCAGCAGUUCACGGGGUCAGGCCCUGGGGCUCUGAGUGACCUCCCUCCACCUCCAAACUGUACCAAUCCCAGGAAACCAUAAGAAGUCCAGAAUGAGUUCACCAGCCUCCAGCUGGAACCCAGCUGAGCUUUGAGGAGAAACUCCCGUGACUGCUCGGGCAGAGAAAGGCACAGAAGUACCUGCUGUCUCCCUUCACUGUGAGUCCCACCUCCUCCAGUGUCCAGGCUAGGUGGUGCCUAAGGCAGAAGACAGCUGCUAUCACUGUCUUCUUCCUGGCUCUGAACUAGUUUGAGGGUCUCUUGGGAUGGAAGAUGGAGAAGCAUUGCAUGGAGUCCCAAACCCCUCUUCUCCCCCGUGGUCUUCAUCCCUCCCCCACUUGGUGGUCAACGAUGGGCCUGCCCUCGCCCUCAUCUGCUCACCGAGAGUUGGCCUUGGAGCAGGGCCUGCUGAAUUGGAAGGGCAGCCAGGUUCAAAUAGACUGGUCCAGGUCGGCAGCCUUGGCCAGGAAGGACCCAGGCCGCUCGGGUGCCUGAUGGCAAUGUGGUGAUGGGGAAGGAGCAGCCACCCAGCCAGCCCAGGCUCUGCUUCCCGCUCCCCUCCUCACUCACGUUCUCCUUCUGCCACCCGUCCCUGGCCCUUUCCUCCCUUACGGCCCGAGAGUGUUUUCUGUGCUAAACCUUCUUAUUUACACUGUG